This is a messenger RNA of Triticum urartu, 1330 nucleotides long. It is a transcript of the gene FOLT1, whose product is annotated as folate transporter 1. The record is from RefSeq and is a predicted model, not a curated record. Gene Ontology annotation, biological process: transmembrane transport; nucleotide transport. Lineage: Eukaryota; Viridiplantae; Streptophyta; Magnoliopsida; Poales; Poaceae.
CAGCGCACGAUUCCUCAAAGCGAGUUUUCCCUGCAAAACUCUCGCCGCUGCGAGUUCCCAAAAAGCGAAGCGACCACCGCCCCCCUCGCCGGAGAUGCCGCCGGGGACCUCUCCGCCGUCGACGGAGGCGUGGACCUGGGAGAACGCCGUAGCCGGAGCGACCGCCGGCUUCGCCACCGUCGCGACCUUCCACCCGCUCGACGUCGUCCGCACCCGCUUCCAAGUGAGCGGCGGGAGAGGGUUGUCCGACUUGCCGCCGUACAGGAACACGGGACACGCUGUGUACACCAUCGCACGAUCUGAGGGCCUGAGGGGACUUUAUGCCGGCUUUUAUCCUGCAGUCCUGGGAUCAACCGUUUCUUGGGGGCUAUAUUUCUUUUUUUACAACAGAGCUAAACAAAGAUACUUACAGGAGAAGGAUGUUCAGCUCCGUCCAUUCGACCAUCUUGCCUCAGCUGCAGAAGCAGGUGCUUUGGUUUGCCUGUUUACAAAUCCCAUAUGGCUGGUGAAAACACGGAUGCAACUACAAACACCCGGGCAUACUUCGUCUUAUUCUGGAUUUUCGGAUGCUUUGAGAACUAUUCGGAAAGAGGAGGGAUGGCGAGCACUUUAUAGAGGGAUCGGGCCUGGACUUUUGCUGGUCACCCAUGGCGCGAUACAAUUCACUGCCUAUGAGGAACUUCGCAAGGCUAUGAUAUCUGCGAAAAGUAAACAAACAAGGGGAGAUGACAAAGGCAGCGAGGAUUUAUUGAACUCCGUUGAUUAUGCGGCACUUGGCGCUGGUUCAAAAUUAUCUGCUAUUCUGCUUACUUAUCCUUAUCAGGUUAUCCGAGCCCGCUUACAGCAACGACCUGGUAGUGAUGGUAUCCCAAAGUACUCAGAUAGUUGGCAUGUAGUGAAGGAAACUGCAAGGUACGAAGGUGUCCGGGGUUUUUACAGGGGCAUCACGUCCAACCUGUUGAAGAACCUUCCAGCGGCUUCUGUGACGUUUGUGGUGUAUGAAAAUGUCAUCAAACUAUUCAGAGCAACCAAGGAGAAGACGUAGUUCCAACUUGCAACUGAAGCCAGGAGAAACAUAGGAGGAAAUAGGGAAUAUACUACUGUUCCAUUCAAAUACAGAAUCUGUUCAUUCACCACACUAUCCGAGCUGAACGUGAUGUUCCAUCACAUUUCCCAGUUCAGCUCUUGUUCAUUUAACACAAACGGGAUUUAGUUUGGCAAACUUGUUUUUUGUAGAGAAAACUCAUUUUUCUUUUUCUUCACGAAGGAAUAGCUCAUUGAUUCAUGUUGUCCAGUUAAAUGCUUGUUGAAUAUAGUGCUGGUUCGCUCU